AUGUGAGUUAUUUACAUGUCCCAUUUUCCUGUUUCUGUCUUAUUUCAGUGUUUGGCCUUCGUUGACCAGUACGCACCACUUGUCCUUGACCUUCUUGCCAGCGACAUUGACCCCAGGCAAAUCUGCAAGACCAUAGGCUUGUGUCCAACCAGCCAGAAGGGUGUCCAGAACAAGCUACACAAGUUGUUGGGGCAGGGCAAGUGCUCAUAUGGACCAAGCUUCUGGUGUGCCAGCAAAGAUAAUGCCAUACAGUGCAAGGCCAUGGAGCACUGCCAGAAACAUGUCUGGAACUAGACACAAGCCAGGAUCAGGAACACAGCGAAAA
Molecule: messenger RNA, 325 nt
Organism: Haliotis rubra (blacklip abalone)
Lineage: Eukaryota; Metazoa; Mollusca; Gastropoda; Lepetellida; Haliotidae
Product: prosaposin-like
Exons: 3
Coding region: 16-294 (92 amino acids)
Biological process (GO): sphingolipid metabolic process
Cellular component (GO): lysosome
Source: RefSeq, a predicted model, not a curated record